Messenger RNA from Knipowitschia caucasica, 5943 nucleotides. Lineage: Eukaryota; Metazoa; Chordata; Actinopteri; Gobiiformes; Gobiidae. The record is from the annotation of a GenBank genome assembly.
AUGAUAAUCCGAGUGUCUGAGCAUGGCGAGCAUCAGACAUGUGUCCUAGAGGUACAUGCUAAGAACUUUGAGGAUGUUCGCUGCAAGUGUAUCUGUCCGCCAUAUCGAAACAUAUCUGGCAACGUGUACAACAGAAAUGUGACCCAGAAAGACUGUAAUUGCCUCCAUAUAGUGGAUCCUAUGCCAGUUCCUGGUCAUGAUAUGGAGGCGUACUGUCUAUUGUGUGAGUGCAAGUAUGAGGAACGAAGCAGCAACACUAUCAAGGUGACCAUCAUCAUUUACCUGGGUGUUGUGGGUGCACUUCUUCUGUACAUGCUGUUCCUGCUGCUUGUGGACCCUCUCAUUCGUAAGAAAGACCCCUACAUUCAGCCGCUGCACAAUGAGGAAGACUCUGAGGAGAUGCGACCGACGCCUGAGGCAGCUGCAGCCAGAGCAAACACAAUGCUGGAGCGAGUGGAGGGAGCGCAGCAGCGGUGGAAGAAACAGGUCCAGGAGCAACGCAAGACUGUCUUUGAUCGACACAAGCUGCUUAGUAUCGGCGACAAGAUGGCAGAAGCAGCCACAGUUAUCAUGAAUGAAGAGGAGCUGAAGAGGAAGCAGAGGGAAAAACUCAAAAAGCUCCAAGCCACCGGAGGAAACCCUCGACCGGCUCGCACUCUCUUUAUGUUCACAUUGAAAAACCCUUUCCGCAAAGCCUGCAUCAACAUCGUGGAGUGGAAAACCUUUGAAAUAAUCAUCUUAUUGACCAUCUUUGCGAACUGUAUAGCAUUGGCUGUUUUCCUGCCAAUGCCUGAAGAAGACAGCAAUAACACUAACGCCAGUUUGGAAAGUCUUGAGUACAUCUUUCUUGUCAUCUUCACAGCAGAGUGUUUUCUAAAGAUAGUGGCGUAUGGAUUAGUGUUUCAUGAAGGAGCCUAUUUAAGGAACUGUUGGAACAUAUUGGACUUUGUCAUUGUCUUUAUGGGUCUCUUCACCUUUGCCUUGGACACCAUCAAUAAGAUAGCAGGUGUUCCAAUGGAGAAAGGUGGGGGCUUUGAUAUGAAAGCCCUGAGAGCCUUCAGAGUGCUGAGGCCUCUUCGUCUGGUGUCUGGAGUUCCAAGCCUACAAGUGGUGAUGAACUCUAUACUAAAGGCUAUGUUACCUCUGCUACACAUUGCAUUGUUGGUCUUUCUCCUGGUCACGAUUUAUGCCAUCAUGGGACUGGAGCUUUUCAAGUGCAAAAUGCAUAAGACCUGCUAUUACUCCAAUACAACUAUUUAUUCCACUGCUGAAGGAGAGCUGCCUGCGCCCUGUGCUCAGGCUGGUAAUGGUCGUCGGUGCCUCAUCAAAGGCUCUGAGUGCCAAGAGGGUUGGGAGGGUCCUAACAACGGCAUCACCCACUUUGAUAACAUUGGAUUUGCUAUGCUAACUGUUUACCAAUGUAUUACUAUGGAGGGAUGGACCAAAGUGCUCUACUGGGUGAAUGAUGCCAUAGGGAAUGAAUGGCCUUGGGUUUACUUUGUUCCACUCAUACUGAUAGGCUCGUUCUUCGUGCUGAAUUUAGUUUUGGGUGUACUCAGUGGAGAGUUCACCAAAGAGCGAGAAAAGGCCAAGUCAAGAGGAGAGUUUCAGAAGUUACGAGAACGUCAGCAGUUGGAUGAGGACCUUCAUGGAUACAUGGAGUGGAUCACUCACGCUGAAGUGCUGGAUGCUGAUAGAGAGGGCAAAGGACUCCUACCUUUGACCAAUGGAGAGGAUGACACAGACAGCUUGUAUGGUUUGGAAGGGAAAAGUAAAGUAAUCUACUACUAUCGCUUGGCUCGCCGCUGGAACCGAUUCUUUAGGAUGAAGUGUCUCAUUUAUGUCAAAACCAACACCUUUUACUGGAUUGUUAUGAUUCUGGUUUUUCUCAACACCCUGACCAUCGCUACAGAGCAUCACCACCAGUCUGAUCGGCUCACAAACCUCCAAGAUGUGGCCAGUCGUGUGUUACUGAUGAUCAUGCUGUCGGCUGGAGCGGUCACCCCUCUGGGCUUCUCUGUGCUCAGGUGUAUCCGUCUGCUUCGAUUCCUUAAAGUUACAAAGUACUGGACGUCCCUCAGUAAUCUCGUGGCUUCUCUCCUAAACUCCGUCCGCUCCAUCGCGUCCCUGCUUCUCCUCCUCUUCCUCUUCAUUGUUAUUUUCUCACUCUUGGGCAUGCAGGUGUUUGGUGGAAAGUUCAACUUUUCUGAUAACAGACCGCGACGCAGUAACUUUGACAACUUCCCUCAGGCUCUCAUUAGCGUGUUUCAGAUCUUAACAGGCGAGGACUGGACUUCUAUCAUGAACAAUGGCAUAAUGGCGUAUGGUGGGCCAGUUAUUCCUGGCAUCCUUGUGGCCAUCUAUUUCAUUGUGCUCUUUGUCUGUGGUAAUUACAUCCUUCUCAAUGUCUUUUUGGCCAUUGCUGUGGACAAUCUGGCUGAAGCUGAGAGUCUAACUUCAGCACAAAAAGAGAAGGCAGAGGAUAAAUUACGAAGAAAACUUCUACGAUCUAAAAUGCCAGACAAAACAGAUGAGGAGAGAGAGAGAUAUGCAAAGAAACUGGCAGAGCAGAGAGCCAAGAUCGAGGGAAUGCCCACGACGGCCAAGCUCAAAGUUGAUGAAUUUGAAUCAAAUGUUAAUGAAGUAAAGGAUCCAUUCCCCCCAGCAGACUUCCCUGGUGAUGAUGAGGAGGAAGAGCCAGAGAUCCCCAGCAGUCCUCGUCCUCGACCCAUGGCAGACCUGCAGCUAAAGGAGGAGGCCGUCCCCCUGCCAGAGGCCAGCUCCUUCUACAUCUUUGGGCCUCAAAACAAGUUCCGCAAGCUGUGCUAUAAGAUCAUCAAUGCGUCCUCCUUCACAAAUCUCAUUCUGCUCUUCAUUCUUCUGUCCUCAAUCUCUCUGGCGGCUGAGGAUCCUAUUGACCCCAAGUCCCCAAGAAAUCAGAUCUUGGCCUAUGCUGACAUUGUCUUCACAACUGUCUUCACCAUUGAGAUUGUGCUAAAGAUGACUGUUUACGGGGCGUUUAUGCACGAGGGCUCCUUCUGCCGUAACUCCUUCAACAUCCUUGAUCUGAUUGUGGUCGGCGUCUCCCUGCUUUCAAUGGGAAUGGAAUCAAGUGCCAUCUCUGUAGUGAAGAUUCUCAGGGUGUUGAGAGUGCUUAGGCCCCUCAGAGCUAUCAAUAGAGCCAAAGGAUUAAAGCACGUUGUCCAGUGUGUGUUUGUGGCCAUUAAGACUAUUGGAAACAUCGUUUUGGUCACAAUGCUACUGAAUUUCAUGUUUGCCUGUAUCGGCGUCCAACUUUUUAAGGGUAAAUUCUACAGCUGCUCUGAUCCGGUGAAACUGACAGAGGAACAAUGCCAAGGAUUUUUCUAUAAACAUGUUGAAAACUCCCUUGAGGACACAGUUCUUGCCAAAAGAGAAUGGAUUAAUAGCGACUUUAACUUUGAUAAUGUGCUUGUUGGCAUGCUGGCUCUCUUCACUGUCUCCACUUUUGAAGGCUGGCCAAAACUUUUGUACAGGGCGAUCGACUCAGACCAGGAAGACAUGGGCCCAGUUUUCAACAACAGAGUGGAUGUGUCCAUCUUCUUCAUUAUUUACAUCAUCCUUAUCGCCUUCUUUAUGAUGAAUAUCUUUGUGGGUUUUGUCAUCGUCACCUUCCAAGAGCAGGGCGAGCAGGAGUAUAAGAACUGUGAACUCGAUAAAAACCAGCGUCAAUGUGUCCAGUAUGCCCUGAAAGCUCGCCCACUGAGGUGCUACAUCCCCAAAAACCCGUACCAGUACAGGGUCUGGUACAUCGUCACCUCCUGCUACUUUGAGUACCUCAUGUUCUUCCUGAUCAUGCUCAACACACUCUGCCUUGGAAUGCAGCACUGCAACCAAUCAGACCAUGUGACUAAACUGUCGGACAAUCUGAACUUGAUCUUCACUGUGCUGUUUACGGUGGAGAUGAUCCUCAAACUCAUGGCCUUCAAAGCGAGAGGAUACUUUGGAGACCCGUGGAAUGUGUUUGACUUCAUUAUAGUCAUUGGCAGCGUGGUUGAUGUAAUCCUGAGUGAAGUGGACAGCGCCCUGGCCGCCAGUGGAGGCCUGUACUGUCUCCACGGUUGUGCUGAAACAAACCCAAUGCAGGCUAUUGCGGCAUCUGAAAACGCCUCCGUCUCCAUCACGUUCUUCAGACUCUUCCGUGUCAUGCGUCUUGUGAAACUGCUGAACCGCUCUGAGGGAAUCCGGAACCUGCUGUGGACCUUUAUCAAAUCUUUCCAGGCUCUACCCCACGUGGCUUUGCUUAUCAUAAUGCUCUUCUUUAUCUAUGCCGUCAUUGGAAUGCAGAUAUUUGGGAAAAUAGCGUUAGUUGACGGCACCCAAAUAAACCGCAACAAUAACUUCCAGACAUUCCCACAAGCAGUGCUAAUGUUGUUCCGGUGUGCCACGGGAGAGCAGUGGCAGGAGGUCAUGAUGGCAUCUAUGUAUGGGAAAAAGUGUGACCCAAAAUCCGACUACCUGCCUGGGGAGGAGUACACGUGCGGCUCGGGCUUUGCGGUCAUCUACUUCCUCAGCUUCUACUGUCUCUGUGCCUUCUUGAUUCUAAAUCUCUUUGUUGCCGUUAUCAUGGACAACUUUGACUAUCUGACCCGUGAUUGGUCUCUCCUCGGACCCCACCAUUUGGAUGAGUUCAAAAAGAUUUGGGCUGAAUAUGAUCCGGAAGCAACAGGGAGAAUUAAACAUCUGGAUGUGGUCACUUUGCUGCGGCGUAUCCAGCCGCCACUUGGAUUUGGAAAGUUCUGUCCUCACAGAGCUGCCUGCAAGCGUUUGGUUGGAAUGAACAUGCCUCUGAACAGUGAUGGAACUGUUACUUUCAACGCAACACUAUUCGCUCUGGUCAGGACUGCACUCAAGAUCAAAACUGAAGGGAACUUUGAGCAGGCUAAUGAGGAGCUCAGAGCCAUCAUUAAAAAGAUCUGGAAGCGCACCAGUAUGAAGCUGUUGGAUCAGGUCAUCCCGCCAAUAGGAGAUGAUGAGGUGACUGUGGGUAAAUUCUAUGCCACUUUCCUGCUCCAAGACCAUUUCCGCAAAUUCAUGAAGCGCCAAGAGGAGUACUAUGGUUACAGACCAACCAAGAAGAGUGCCUCAGGCCCAGAGAUACAGGCGGGCCUCAGGAGUAUUGAAGAAGAGGCGGCUCCAGAGAUGCAUCGGGCAAUUUCUGGAGACUUGCAGAACGAGGAGGAGAUGGACCGCGCCAUGGACGAAGCUGGAGAGGAGGCCAUUUUCCAGCGUUCCCAUGGCUUGUUUGGAAACCGUGUCACCUCCUUCUCUUCUGAACCUGCCACUGCUCAAACAAACCAACAAAUGACUGCCCAGCGCCCUCUGCAGUUCUCUGAGAGUCAACCUGACGGGUCCCCAACCUCAGACGUAGAGUUUUUCCCAAUUGCCCCUCCCAGGAGCAACACUAACAACAAUGCUUUUGAUUUUUCAUUUGAAAGAGAGGGAAGCCCUGCAGAAUUCGACCUGGAGGAUGCAGAACAACUAAACUCUUGGAACCUCUCAAUGAAAGCAAAUAAAACACAGUUUCCGUACGACCCAAACGAUGAUGACAGGAAGAGCCAGCGCUCCCAGUCGGCUGCUGACCGACUCGUCCAGAAGGCCCUGUUCAAAGGCGGUGUGAGGUCUCUGGCCGGGGACCCUGGGUUUGUAUCUGCUGCUCCAUCUGUGUCUGAGAUGGAGGUCGCUGCUGAGAACCUGCUCAAAGAACGCUCCAGCUCUCAGACCUCCAACAAAAAGAGACGUCCCAUCCCCGCGCCCCCCUCUGCCCCCUCUGCCCGCUCUGCUGCCCCCUCUAGUGGCCAACAGAGCAGCCGUCCUGAACCAUCUGUGAGGAGAAAACGGCGUCCUGUGCCUGUGAUCCCCUCACUGUCCCGGGAGGAGGACGAGGCAGACUCUUAUGUUUAA